GGCGCCAAAAUACAAGCGGCCAUGUUGUUGUGAGAGAAGUGGUGGUGUGGCGCGCUACUCUCCCACUCUUCUCCCAUUUUAAGUGCUUAAAUAGUGACACACUGAGCCCCCAGUGAUAGUGAAUCAUAACUAAUAUGAUAGUGACUUUACCCCGUCGGAAAUAAUGUCUCAGAGCAGCGCCCACAGCAACGUGGACGACGAGUGGUGCUCUAACGAUGAACUGACUGACGAAGAGUACGAGAUUGACGAGUCCUCCCUGGACGACGACCACCCUUCCUCCACCUCCGGUCCCAGGAUCAAGAAACACGUCAAUAAAGGUCGCUGGACCAAGGAUGAGGACGAGAAGUUGAAGGUGUUAGUGGAGCAGCACGGGGAGAAGUGGGAGGCUAUCGCUGGCUGCUUCCUUGACCGUAACGACGUGCAGUGUCAGCAGCGCUGGCAGAAGGUCGUCAAUCCCGAGCUGGUCAAAGGUCCCUGGACCAAGGAGGUCAGUGUCUGUGCUCUUGUUCUUGUGACCAGCUGCUCCCAGGCUGGUUACUUUCCCCUACCACACUGUGGUCACCUGCUCCAACCUUCCGUCCAACUACACUGGUCAGCAGGUCCCUGUAUAGUGCUGUCCCCUUACCUACUACCUCAACACAACACCCUUGUAUCACCUGGUACUAAAUUACUACUACUACUACCUUCCCUACUUCACCACAGUGUGGUCAACUAGUUCUCCUCCCCCCACUACAGUACCCAGCUGGUUUCCUUGUAAUGCUACCCUUACCUUCCUUCCCUACCCCAGCUGUUCAACAGCCUCCCAUCAAGCAUUAGGAGAAUUGCCAAUAAACCCCUGGCUUCCUUCAAGAGAGAGCUGGACAGAUACCUAAAGUCAGUGCCGGAUCAGCCGGGCUGUGGCUCGUACGUUGGACUGCGUGCGGCCAGCAGUAACAGCCUAGUUGAUCAGGCCCUGAUCCAUCGGGAGGCCUGGUCAUGGACCGGGCCGCGGGGGCGUUGAUCCCCGGAAUAACCUCCAGGUAACCCCAUUACACUGAUCAGCUGGUCCCAGGGUAGUACUGUCUUCCCUACCUCCCCUCACCCUCCACCUUGACCAUGUAAUGCUACUCCUACCUCCCUCCCCCUCCUCACCACACCCCGCUUUGUUGUUGUGGCCAUUUGGUCACCAUGUUACGCCCCCUUCCCUCCCCCGCCCCCUACUUCCCUCACCACCCUCUCCUUGUGGUACAACUUCACCCUGUGAAGAUUUACCUAGGGUAGCUUCCGGGGGUCACCGACCCCGCCGCACUUCUAAUGAAACAAGUGCUCACUUGACUCACGAAAUUGUAAUAACACAAUUGUAAACAAACCACGGAACGGGUGGAGUUUGAACCCAAGUGCUGAACCCAAAAGGGUCAUGCAAUGCUUCAGGGUGGGAUGUUCUGAAGAAUAUACGGAGGUUAGGCACGAGUGUGGGUAGUGGAAAAGGUAAAAUAAUAUCAAAGUUAUGCCUUCUGGUUGCUGGCCUGAUCGAUCAAGCUGUUACUGUCUGCCGCCAGCAAUUCGACGUAUGCACUAAAACCCAGCUGAUCAGCAACCUGUCGAAUUCCCCCUUGAAGACAGCUAAGGGAGGGGUGUGUCGGUAAUCUCCCUUAUGGAUGAAAGGAGGAUGUUUAAGAGUCGUGGUCCCUGAGCAUUUAUUGAGGAUACCACUGCAAACCUUCAAGUCAUGUAAAGUCUUGCAAAUGACCACAGGUAUGUAAUAAAUGAAGGUAAACAGAGGUAGACUGGUGGUAA
Molecule: messenger RNA, 1776 nt
Organism: Cherax quadricarinatus
Lineage: Eukaryota; Metazoa; Arthropoda; Malacostraca; Decapoda; Parastacidae
Source: RefSeq, a predicted model, not a curated record